CAAAGCAAGAAACUCCACAACACACAAAACCCGUUGGCAAAUUGCAAUUCCUCUCUCGGUAAAUAGCAUUCCGGAAAAAGAAAAGCACAACCUGUCUCCAGCCUGUAAAUGCCAAUUCCCCUCAUUUCCACGUUCUUUCAAAACCUUCAUUUUUCUUUUUUCAAUAAAUCAAUUAUCCGACGUGGCAAUCACACUUCACGAUUUCUCUCUCGUGAGUCUCCUCCUCCUCCCUAUAAAUAGCAACAUUCACCACACGCUAUUCCCCCGUUUUCCUAACAAACUCAAUAUUUAUACACCUCCUCCUUCACACCCCCGAGUCACAACCCAUUCCGACUCACUGAGUUUCAACAAACGAUUCCACAAUCAACAUGGGAAAUUGCAGUUCGUUCGAUCCAUCGACGGUUGAGACGGCGAAGGUCGUCGUCCACGACGGGAGCCUCCAGGAAUUCUCCUACCCGGUUCGGGUUUCAUACCUUCUACAGAUGUUUCCGGCGUGUUUCAUUUGCGACGCUGACGAUUUGGGAUUCGACGACGUCGUCACGGCGGUGCACGAGGACGAGGUGUUGUGCCCCGGCCAGCUCUACUUCGCCUUGCCGAUGUCCCGCCUCGACCGGCCCUUACCGGCGGUGGAGCUCGCCGCGCUGGCGGUGAAGGCAUGCUCGGCGCUCUCCAAGAGCGGUGGUGGUGGUGAUAAAUGUGGGCCUCGCCGGAAACAGGUUGUGAUGUUCUCCGGCGAGGGGAAUGUCAAGGCUGCCCGGAGAGCGGCGCCGGGAUAUGGUGGUUCCGUCGAUAAUUCUGUUGGUGCGUUGAGGAGAGGAAGGAGUGGUAGAAGUGGUGGUGGUGGUGGAAGAGGGAAGUUUGCGGCGGCGUUGAGUACAAUACCGGAGUAGGGGUAGUUUCGGAAGGGAAAAUUGUCGCCGGUGAUUAAAUUAAUUAUGGGGAAAAAAAUGAUUAACUUUUUGACAUUGUAAAGGUGAUUAGAUUAGAUUAGCAGAUCCAGAAAAUAGAAUAGGACGAGUCUUUUUCGUUUCUUUUCCUUUUUUAAGGUUUCUGGAUUUUGUGAUUGUAACAUAGUAUUUAAAUGAGAAAGAAAUUUUGCAGCUACUCA
Lotus japonicus is the source of this 1108-nucleotide messenger RNA. RefSeq lists its product as uncharacterized. The transcript has a single exon. The record is from RefSeq and is a predicted model, not a curated record. Lineage: Eukaryota; Viridiplantae; Streptophyta; Magnoliopsida; Fabales; Fabaceae. Bases 369 to 890 code for a protein of 173 amino acids.